Molecule: messenger RNA, 4652 nt
Organism: Conger conger (European conger)
Lineage: Eukaryota; Metazoa; Chordata; Actinopteri; Anguilliformes; Congridae
Product: frizzled-6-like
Exons: 7
Coding region: 364-2502 (712 amino acids)
Biological process (GO): canonical Wnt signaling pathway; non-canonical Wnt signaling pathway
Cellular component (GO): plasma membrane
Molecular function (GO): Wnt-protein binding; Wnt receptor activity
Source: RefSeq, a predicted model, not a curated record
AUAGACAGGACGAUAGUCGCAGAGAGAAGGCGGAGAGCACAUGAAUGAGCCAGGAAGCGGAGAAAGCAACACAAAGAAAGAAUGUGGAUAGAAUAUUCGAUUUAAAUUAAUAAGUCAAGAACUCCCGUGAAUCGAAGGACUGCACCCAUCUUUGGGGACAGGAAGAGCCAACUGCAGCAGUGCCGGAUGGGAAGGUGUUGACUGCAACUGCCCUCAUCUCCAUAGAGAUGACCCUGGGGGUUGUGGAAUGUGGACAGAGAGCGAGUACCAGUCAAGCACAAGAUCUAUCUCUCGCCGCGGGCUGUUAACACUCCAGGGCUGCACCUCUGGACACUGGUGAAACUUCCCCAAACGGCCACGACCAUGUGGGGACCGGCGGUGGCACUGGUGUUCCUGGUGCUGUCAGGAGCGGGUCACAUCCAUGGCCACAGCGAUUUCACCUGUGAGCCAAUCAGGGUGCCCCGUUGCCUGGACAUGCCUUAUAACAUGACCUACUUCCCAAACAUGAUGGAGCACUAUGACCAGGACAUUGCAGCCAGCAAAAUGGAGCCGUUCAUGCCCCUGGUCCGUUUGCCCUGCUCCCCGGAUGUCCACCACUUCCUGUGCCAGGCGUUUUUCCCCACGUGCACUGAGCCAAGCGAGGUGGCCUGGCCGUGCCGCUCCCUGUGCGAGACCGUUCUCUCCGACUGCAGGAAACCCAUCGAGACCUUCGGCAUCGACUGGCCUCCAGAACUCCAGUGUGACAGGUUGAAGAAAUGCCCCAGCUUAGCAGACGACUUGGCUGCCACCAGCCACACAACCCCACCCAAGACCUCCCCGUCUGCGAAGAGGGACCUGGGCUUCUGGUGCCCGCUGCCGCUCAAGACCCCGUCGGGCCAGGGUUCAUCCUUCCUGGGCGUGCAGGACUGUGCCCCGCCCUGCGCCAACAUGUACUUCAAGCCCCACGAGGUGGAGUUCGCCAAGACCUUCAUCGGUGUGUCCUCCAUCGUCUGCCUCUGCGCCACGCUCUUCACCUUCCUCACCUUCCUGAUAGACGUCAAGAGGUUCCGCUACCCCGAGAGGCCCAUCAUCUUCUACGCCGUGUGCUACAGCGUGGUGUCGCUCAUCUACUUCGUCGGCUACCUGCUGGGCAACGGCACGGCCUGCCGGCAGGCCUCCCAGCUGGGGGCGGUGGACACGGUGGUCCUGGGCUCCCAGAACAGCAAGGGCUGCACCCUGCUCUUCAUGCUGCUGUACUUCUUCUCCAUAGCCGGAACCGUGUGGUGGGUCAUCCUCACCAUCACCUGGUUCCUGGCGGCGGGGCCCAAGUGGAGCUGCGAGGCCAUCGAGAAGAAGGCGGUGUGGUUCCACUCGGCCGCCUGGGGCAUCCCCGGAGCCUUGACGGUCAUGCUGCUGGCCCUCAACAAGGUGGAGGGCGACAGCAUUAGCGGCGUGUGCUUCGUGGGGCUCUACGACCUGGACGCCCUGCGCUGGUUCGUGCUGGCCCCGCUGUGCGUGGGAGUGGUGGUCGGCCUGUCGCUGCUGCUGGCCGGCAUCAUCUCGCUCAACCAUGUGAGGCAGGUGAUCCAGCACGACGAGCGCAACCAGGAGAAGCUGAAGAAGUUCAUGAUCCGCAUCGGCGUGUUCAGCGGCCUCUACCUGCUCCCCCUGAUGGUGCUGCUGGGCUGCUACAUAUACGAGCAGACCCGACGCAGCGCCUGGGAGAACACCUGGGUCAACGACCACUGCCAGGAGUACAGCAUUCCCUGCUCUCACACGAAAAUUGAGAUUGAGCGCCCUGAUUUGACACUGUUUUUGGUCAAAUACCUGAUGACGCUGGUGGUGGGGAUAUCGGCUGUGUUCUGGGUCAGCAGCAAGAAAACCUGUUCAGAGUGGGCCUUCUUCUUCAACAGGACCCGCAAAAAGGACCCGAUCAGCGAGAGCCGCAGGGUGCUCCAGGAGUCCUGUGAGUUCUUCCUCAAGCACAACAGCCGGGUUCAGCACAAGAAGAAGCACUACAAGUCCAGCUCCCACAAGCUGAAGGUCAUCUCCAAAUCCAUGGGGACCAGCACGGGCGCCGCCGCCACCCCAACCUCCGGCCACGGCGCCCCGUCGGCCGGCCCUGCUAACCACAGCGUCCUGGGCCGGGCCUCGUUCUCUGAGGUCCGGGGCUCGUCCGACGCCUCGGGGAGGGACCAGGUGGAGCGAGGCAGCGCUGGCCGGGGGUCCCGACGGGGCGGCGGGGAGAGAGAGCCAGCGGGACAGGCCCUGCCCGCCCACGAAGCCCUCGAGAGGCGGAGCAAAACCGGCAGCUCCACCCGGUUUAGCAGCCGCUCUGAGAGCUUCCAGAGAGUUCCAGACGGCAGGAUAACGCCCAGGAGUGACUUUGCAGAAGGCAAGCAAGGUCCCAGUGGCCAGUCAACACUAAGCCCCUCCCACAGUGGCAGCAAAGGCUCCGCCCCCCUCCUGGUGCGCCUGACAUCGGAAGAGACCAAGGAAAAAGGGAGCAGCUCCAAUGCAUGAGCCCAAUUCUUCUCUUAAAUCCGUACUUAUGUGAGUACCCCCAAUACCCACCCCCAAAUCUUGACCAGCAUCCUUUAGCACUACAUGCAGUCUGUUGUCUGAUUAGCUGCACGUGCCUACUGACAUCAUGGGCGACACCCAACCGUUCUGUACCUCGAACCUGCAGCCAAAUAAGUCCGUUGCUGAAUGUUUAUCUGCCACUGUGGGCGACAGAGGCAGAAGACUGUGGGCUAUGCAGUUCUGCAGGGCAAGGAUUAAAAGUGCAUUCUCCCUUGAAAAGCCUUGGUCAACGCCACUAAUAAUAUAAUUAUUAUAAGCAAUAAUAUGAAUAUGGAAUGUACACUGGUGAAACUGUAGUGUCAUAUGCCCGUUAGUCCAACUAACACUGGAAUGUAGUCCAUACACUGAAUUUUGGUGGAGGGUGCAUUUUCAUUUUUAGAGUAAUACAUAUAUCUGGAUGGAGUUAAUGACAAAUGUUUUGGAGGCACAUUAGUUGAAAAGAUUAAUUCUUUGCUUUGUGGUAGUUUCUAGUUUUGCCUGUAUGCAGAGACGUGUGGCUUAUUAUUAAUUUUAAUGUAGCCUGAAGCAAUCAUUUGAGUAUUUUGUGCUAGGCUUUGUCAUAUUUGUUCCACAUCAGCAAUGUGUUUCUACUGAGAUGUUUAUUAAACAUGCAUAAACAGUGCUCUAACAUCUGAUCUUUACAGUAGGCUACUCAUAGCAUUUUUAAGCUUUUUAACUAGGAUAUUUGGGUGUGUUGUACAAUAUGUUACAAAACUUGUUCUCAUAGUAUUUGUUUCUCAAAAUUUGUUAUUUACUCUGGUCUUCUCUUUCAGUAUUAAAUUCCAUAAAUACAUGUACAUUCAAGACCACAUUUAGCAUUUACUGGAGUGCUAGCAACUUUCAUUUCAAAUUUUUCUUUUUCUAUUUAAGGUGGUAUCUAAUUAUCUGGGUUUGAAUAAAAAUAUUAUUAUAGAUUAAAAUAAUAUAAUCCUAAGAAGUAUAUAAGUCAACAUAGUAGCCAAGAUGAUCACGAUAUUCAUGUCCAAAAUGUUCUUUCCUAAACAUUACACCUUGUCACAAAUCUCGCUUUCACACUAAAUGGUGUGGCCAAGUAUUGUGCUUAUUGUAAACAUGAAUUCUAAUUAUAGGACUAUGUUAAUUUAAAAAAACAAAGUUUAUGUACUUUUGCCAUAUUGAGGAGCUGAUCUAAUCGUAUAUCUAUCCAUAGGAAGUGACCAAUGUGAACACUAGCUGUGGAUUAAUGCUAGUAUAUGCUGUAUAACACUAAGCAUAACAUUUUAAUUUUUGUGUGACAUAUUUUUGUUGGACAACAGGAAAUAUGUUUUGAAUCGAGUACAUUUUUACUAGAAACAUUGAGGCCUUAAUUACCAUUUUAAAUCUAUUAGUGUUGUAUGUUUGUUAUCUUAAUAUCAGUAAUUUUGAAAGAAUUUGAACCAUUAGAGUAGUUAGGACUUAUUUUCAUUGCCUAACUGAGAAUCUCACUUUUAAACUAAAAUGAAAAGUCCAAAGCAUUGCUGCUUUACUCAAAUGGUGCAUUCCUGAUGUUUACGUUGUUGGACAGUUCCAGAAUUGAUGUCAGGAUGAUAACUAUUGGCCCAUGCAGAAUUUCCAUACUUCUGCCUCAUUACCAUUUUCAACCACAAUUGGUCAGUGUUUUUUCCAGAGAUGUUUCCAAAGCAGUUAUUUGUGCUGUCGAUGAGCUUGAAAGCUAUUUUCAUGCCUUUUUAAAAUGUCGUCCUGUUAUACGUGUUGAAAAUGUUGAAUAUUGCUGAAAAAAUGGUAAUAAUCAGGGUGCUGUAUCUUAAUGUGAUAGUUUGGCACAAGUUUUUUGUCAAUAGGAAUGAAAUAGGAACAGUAUACACUCAGUGUGAAAUGGGUAAAAGGCCAGGCAGCUAUUAUCAAAAGGGAAUUCGCAAAGUCCAAAAGCCAACGUUUGUGUACAAUACUUAUAACUUUUUACAACACUUUUACAGGUUUAUUACCUGUUAUACAUUGCGCAAUUAACAAACACUAUUUUAGCUUUCGAUCGAAGAUGCAAAAUAAUUGACUUUUUCCAGUGUAGUUUUUCAUGUCCUUUAAAAAGGGGAAAACCUUAAGGCGGCUGUUUUUUUUAAUGUUUUUUUUAUUUU